AUGGUGGUUCUAGUAGGCCCCUGUUUCUUCGCCUUCCCGUUCGGUUGGGCUGGGUUGAGUAUCGGCGAUCAGCAUCUGUCUCCCCGGAGGCCGACCGCCCGCCCUCCUACAUCUUUCCAAACUUUUCAUUUUGCCGAAUGUCACGAGCCUCCACAGAAUGAAUCUCAUGGCAAAACAGAAGAAGGCAGGAGGGACAGCGACAGCACUGUUUAUGCAGCAACCGUCAUUCGAAACCCAAACACUAUUAAACGUUCACUUAAUAAAUGUUCCACGAAGAGCGCAUCAUUCCUUCUUUACUUUCCCUCCGUGUUCCAUUCCUGUCCCUGA
Molecule: messenger RNA, 327 nt
Organism: Cercopithifilaria johnstoni
Lineage: Eukaryota; Metazoa; Nematoda; Chromadorea; Rhabditida; Onchocercidae
Source: the annotation of a GenBank genome assembly